Messenger RNA from Funneliformis caledonium, 149 nucleotides. Lineage: Eukaryota; Fungi; Glomeromycota; Glomeromycetes; Glomerales; Glomeraceae. The record is from the annotation of a GenBank genome assembly.
AAGAUAUUACUAUUAAACAAGUAAACUCUAAAAAUUCAACUCCUAUAGGUGAGGAUGCUAAUACAAUUUAUAUGAACGAACUAGAAUUAUUAGGUGGUCAAGAAUAUUUGUCUAAAAUUAAUGAGAUUAUUAAAGAAACUUCUAACUAG